Messenger RNA from Nerophis lumbriciformis (worm pipefish), 1851 nucleotides. RefSeq names its product ankyrin repeat and SOCS box containing 3 (gene asb3). Gene Ontology annotation, molecular function: protein binding. Gene Ontology annotation, biological process: intracellular signal transduction. NCBI's taxonomy places the organism in Eukaryota, Metazoa, Chordata, Actinopteri, Syngnathiformes, Syngnathidae. The record is from RefSeq and is a predicted model, not a curated record.
GUACAAAAACAGUACAAAGCUACAAACAUGCUUUGCUGCACUUCCGGUGUUUGGGUGACGUCAUAAAAGUGCGUCAUGAGAGCCGUCUGCGCUUCACUUUCUUUCCAACCGCAGCGGAUAUUUGACCAUAGGUGAGUCAGGUUGCGGUUGCGGACCACGCCAUGGACUUCGCCGAGUGCUACGACGACACGGUGUCCUGCCUGGCCAAGGCCACUCGCGGCGGCUGCAGGAGGAUCGUACGGAAGCUGAUCCGCGAGGGCCACAGUGUGGACUGUCACGACAACCGAGGCUGGACGGCCCUGCACGAGGCGGCCGCCGCCAGCACUGUGGGCUGCCUGAAGGAGAUUCUGUCGGCGGCCGCUCUGACUGCCGGCCCUUCCUUCAUCAACUCUGCCACUCACGAGGGGGAGUCUGCCUGCUACCUGGCGGCAAAGCGAGGCUGCCUGGCGAUGGUCCGCAUCCUCCUGAGAGCGGGCGCCAACAUCAACCAGUCCACCAAUGACCUGUCCAGUCCUCUGUAUGCAGCGGUCAGCGGCAACCACCGGGACGUGGUGCGGCUGCUGCUGGACAAAGGUGCCCGGGUCAACGGCAACCACUCGUCUUUCUGCUGGACCUGCCUUCAUCAGGCUGUUUUCAAGGGACAUGAAGGCGUGGUCAGCAUGCUGGCAGGCGUGGCACACCUGGAGGCCCGCGAUGACAACGGACUCACACCUCUCUUCCUGGCAGCCCAGCAUGAACGGAGGACAUGCCUGAAGGUCCUGGUGGAGGCCGGUGCCAACGUGAACACGCAGGCGGCUGACAUGGCCACGCCGCUGCUGAUCGCCUGCCAGGAGGGUCACGCCGCCUGCGUGGACGUCCUGUUGGAGCACGCCGCCGACCCCAACAUGACCUGCAGUAAGGAUUGGCCCCAACUUCCCAUCCACGCCGCCGCCGAGUUCGGCCAUUGCAGCAUCGUCAGGAGGCUGGUACCCGCCACGGAGCGCAGGUGUGAUAGAGGCGAGGGCAUGGUGAGUCCGGUCUACUCGGCGGUCCAGGGGAAACACCUGGAGGUUCUAAAGCUGCUUCUGAAUGAAGGCUUCAGCCCCGAUGGACAAGACUGCGACGACCUCCUGGGCUACCGCUCGCCUUUCGCCGCCGCCGUACACGAGGCGCACCUCGCUGAUCACAAUCCACUGAUAAGCGUGCUGCUGGAGGCGGGCGCCCGUCUGAAGGAGGAUGAUUGGACGGACAUUGUACGUUUUGACAAGCGCCCCCUGCUGGAGGAGGUGUUGUCCAUCAUGUGGAUCACGCCUCCAGAAAGUGGCGACUCGGCAGCGGCGCGGCGUGCGGGCAAGAGGGUGAUGACGCAGCAGGAGCUGAGGGACAUGCUGCGUGCGGUGCUGGGUGAUGUUCUGCACGCCAACUAUUGGCUGCCUGGUGUUCUGCAGGCGGGACUCGAACCAACGUUGCUGCUGCAGCCCAACUUGCUGGGGGGGGCACGCAGUGACGUGGUGAACUAUCUCCUGCACUUUGUCAACUGGUCCACCUUGUCGCACGCUGACAAAGUCGUUCUGGGUCGGAGACGGGCGGAGGAGACGUGGCAACCACACCCCCACUUUGACUCCAUCCCUACUCUCGCCCACCUGUGCCGCCUGGAGGUCCGACAACAGUUGGGACCAGACGUGGUCAUGAGGACCGACUGUGUCCAGCAGCUGCCCGUGCCAUGCUGCCUGCAGGACUUUCUCCGCUUCAGGGACAUUCCCAAGCCUUCUGACUAAAUGUUCCUUGGCUGGUGAUGAUCACAGUUUCUUUCUGCUAUGAAAGUUCAAAUAAAACACAUUUUUCAUCUUUAUUUGGAGCAGAGGAAUUUAG